This is a messenger RNA of Parathielavia appendiculata, 1060 nucleotides long. RefSeq lists its product as uncharacterized. The record is from RefSeq and is a predicted model, not a curated record. NCBI's taxonomy places the organism in Eukaryota, Fungi, Ascomycota, Sordariomycetes, Sordariales, Chaetomiaceae. Bases 229 to 744 code for a protein of 171 amino acids. Gene Ontology annotation, cellular component: mitochondrion. The transcript is spliced from 2 exons.
CACUGUCUUGGCAUUGGCACAACUGGGAGCUUCAUCAGCAUCACAACACCGUCCCAUCAUCGGCCUAGGUACAGUAGGAACACAAAACACGACGAACAUCCUCUCCUUUCGACGUCCCCGCCCUUCAAGCGAUUUGAGCGACUGCUCACCCUCCUGAGCGAUAUUCUCGACGAUUCACUCCGUUAUUGCGCACAUCCCCGCAGCGGCGAACAGUCGUGAAUGGCCGCCAUGGCUGGGGCCAGCGGCGACCAGGCUGAGCGCCUGCCCAUGCCGUCGCGGAACCCGCUGCCGCUCUCGGCGUCGCAGGAGGCCCAGGUCAGAGAUAUCUUUUACGCACGAGUCCGGAAACGGUGCGCACCUGAGAUUAAGGCCUUUGCCGACUGCGCAAUGGGCCGCACCUUCACCGCGCCCUUCGCCUGCCGCGAGACGCACCGCGUCAUGAACAGCUGCAUGAAGGCGCACGCCACGCAGGAGGAGCAGGAUGCUGCGCGGGAGGAGUGGUUUGCGCAGCGGCUGCAGCGCGCACGGGAGCGGGAGAGGAAGGCGCUACGAAAAGCCGAGCAGGAGGCGUUUCUGCGGGAGUGGUGGGGCUUGCCGGAGAAGGAUCGCGAGCUGGCGAGGAGGGAGAUGGAAAAGAUAAAGCGGGCGGAGAGGGUUGCGGGUGUUGCUAGGAGGGAUAAGGAUUAUAAUAAUGAGGGUAAUAAUAAGGGGGGCCAGGUGCGGGAGGAGGAGGGGGCAAGGUGAUACUGGUGGAUAAGCAGUGAGGGUGGGGUGUGCGGUGACAAGGAGGAGGGGCCGUUCGGAGAGCCGGUUGUAUGAAUUCUGGGUCUGAAGGCAAAACGGAGAGGCGCCGGCAAAGCGAGCGCCAGACGGGAUGCCGCGCAAGGCUGCAUGAUGAGCAGCAUUGGGAGCAAUGGGGCUGAGUGAGAUCCAAGGAAGGAACCGCAACGCUGUACAGUAUAACCACCCGAACAUAAGGAAGCCGAUAGAGGGAACAGGCAACCACUACGAUUCCCCUCCACCUACGGAAAGCAAGACAGCAUUUGCCAACUGGCUGGAC